AUGUCUGUGACUGUAUUUUUGUCUGAGCAUGGGCGGGCGCUCGCCGCGAGCGCACUGGUCGCCGUGCUGGCGCUGCUGAUCCGCAGACUACGAUCGGCGAAGCGUGCACACGCUGGAUCGAAUUUGAAUCGAUCGACCAAUUUCAAGUUGGGCGCGGUGACGGCGGCGUCCGCCUCAGGUGCACGCGACGCACAACGGGAACCAGGAGAAUGGAUCCCAGUACAGUUCGACUACCCGCGCGUCGAGCCAGAGACUGCCGACAUUAGCACAGUGAAGCCCAUCCCUUAUCGCCCGUUCCGAUGGGGAGAAUAUCACGUCACCAUGGGCAUCCGGAGCAUGCCCUCUAACGAGUGGAUCGAGAUCGACCAGCAGUUCUUCGACUACCACAAGAUCGUCGGGUAUCGCAUCAAGACACGCGGAGACCGCGCUGUCAAGAUCAAUGACGCACAGCCGGGGAUCGUCGGCUCUGGACAUGCUGCAGCCCAGGAAUUCGUGCAUGAGCUCGCCGAGUACCUCUCGCAGCGGUAUCCAGCGCUUUACCAGGCCGUGCGCAAGGAAAAGGACACGUCUGGGUGGUAUGGUCAGGGUGAAAUCAAGACAAUCACGAUCAUCCCCCUGCAAGAGACGUACGACCUCGACGAGCAGGACCCGUUGAUCGUCGCGUCGCUAUUAACUCAGGAAGACUACACGAUCAUGAUUGAGGGAACCGACGGCAGGUACUACCUGCAGGCCGGUGCGAUCUGCAUUCCAGGAUUCUGGCGCCUCGAAGACAAGCUCGGCAUGCCGCUCGAUGAAAUCCACCUCACCGGCAACGUGCCCCACUACCAGAGCAAGCUCCACCUCAGCAUGGGCCGCUUCUUCCGGCGGCUUCCCGUCGACAAGCCCGUCGUGCGCAACAACUACAGCUUCCAGGUCGUCCGCCCGCCGGCGCCCGCCGCAGACACAGACACAGGCGCAGACGCGCUCGCGGCUGUCGACCCGACCGAGCUCGCGUGGUCGCGCACGAUGCACGGCUCUGAAGACGGCGCCGCCUUCGAGCGCAGCGCGGUCAUCCGCGGAACACUCGCGCCGUCGAACCAGCUCGCGCACGCACACGUGAGCCCCGAAGGCAAGGACGAGAAGCGGGAACGGACCAAGGCGCCGUUGGACCCACAAACGGUGUACCUGCGCACGGAGCGCCAGACGCUGCGCCGCCUGCCGCGCACGGGCGGGAUCGUGUUCACGAUCCGCGUGUACCAGACGCCGGUCGCGCAGCUUGCGCAAGAGCCGGGCGUGCCCGGACGCCUCGCGAGCUCGGUGCGCGGAUGGUCGGAGGAGGUUGCGCAGUACAAGGACCUCUUCGCGUACGAGGACAUCCUCGAAUAUCUAGACAAGUGCCAUGCGGAGCAGGCGCAGACAGGACUUGUCAAGCUGGAUGAACAGACAUCUGCGUAUCCGAUGUGA
Messenger RNA from Postia placenta MAD-698-R-SB12, 1443 nucleotides. RefSeq lists its product as hypothetical. NCBI's taxonomy places the organism in Eukaryota, Fungi, Basidiomycota, Agaricomycetes, Polyporales, Adustoporiaceae. The record is from RefSeq and is a predicted model, not a curated record. Bases 1 to 1443 code for a protein of 480 amino acids. The transcript is spliced from 9 exons.